Pseudozyma hubeiensis SY62 is the source of this 1071-nucleotide messenger RNA. RefSeq lists its product as hypothetical. The record is from RefSeq and is a predicted model, not a curated record. Gene Ontology annotation, biological process: fungal-type cell wall polysaccharide metabolic process. The transcript has a single exon. Gene Ontology annotation, cellular component: fungal-type cell wall. Bases 1 to 1071 code for a protein of 356 amino acids. NCBI's taxonomy places the organism in Eukaryota, Fungi, Basidiomycota, Ustilaginomycetes, Ustilaginales, Ustilaginaceae.
AUGAAGUUCUCUUCCGCCUCGCUCGCGCUCGCAGCGCUCAUAGCCAGCACUACGUUGGUCUCGGCAUCCAACCUGGAGCACUCCAACAUCGAUUCUGUCGUCCGUCGACACAACCACAGGCAACAUGCUCGUGGUAGCUGCUCUUCCUCGAACCACUCCAAGCCCCACAAGGCCAAGCAGGUAUCGUCUGACCUCAAGAAGCCUGCCGGCUCCAAGUCCAGCUCGCAGUCCAAGUCCGGUUCUUCGUCCGAUUCCUCUGCCAACUCCUCUUCGUCUUCCUCUUCGUCAUCGGGCAGCAGCUCUGCCCACGGCAAGACCUCGGGAGGAAAGAUGGGUCUCUGCUGGGCCAACGCCAACGGCAUGCCCAUCAGCAACUUCGACUUUGGAUCCGUCUCUUGGUUCUACUCGUGGGACGCCACUCCCGGUUGGGAUGCUGCUCCUGUUGACAAGCUCAUGUACUGCCCAAUGCUCUGGGGAUACAAGAACGUCGACUCGUUCAAGAAGAACGUCCUUGACAACCAGAACUCCAAGUUCAACCAGCACAAAUGUGCCAUGGCCAUGAACGAGGUAAACCAAAAGGGUCAAUCCGACAUGAGCCCGCAGGAUGGGUGCAAGCUCAUCGAACAGUACCUCCUGCCCCUCAAGGACAACGGAUGGUAUCUCAUGGGCCCUUCCACCACCAACGCUCCCGACGGCAAGGUUUGGUACCAAAACUUCAAGAAGGCCUGCCCCGACACCUUCAACAAGCUCGAUUCGAUCGCCAUCCACUACUACGGCACCGACGUCAACGACUUCAAGACCUACCUUCAGGAUUGGUACAAGACGUUCGGCAAGGAGAUCUGGGUCACUGAAUUCGGCUGCACCAGCUUCAACGGUCAGCCCCAGUGCGACAAGACCAAGACCGACAACUUCGCCACCGAGAUCGCCACCUUUAUGAACCAGCAGGAUUGGGUCAAAGGCUGGGCACCGUUUGCUGUCAUCCAGAAUUUGCAGGGUGUCAGCGAGACGCAGCGUCUCAGCAACGGCAACAGCCCCACUGCGCUCUUCCACACUUAUGCUCAAUCGAGCUAG